Messenger RNA from Somion occarium, 737 nucleotides. The record is from the annotation of a GenBank genome assembly. NCBI's taxonomy places the organism in Eukaryota, Fungi, Basidiomycota, Agaricomycetes, Polyporales, Cerrenaceae.
ACGGCUCUCCAAAAACUUGAACUCCGGACAACUUGAGAGUAUUUCUUCAACCAUUCACCCCAGAGUCAAUACCAACCAAGUACUUCAACUCCAUGACAAGUACUAGUCGAGAGGACUUACCUCCCGCUCCCUCCCACAAGCUGCCACUUCCCAACUUUUCCUGUGGCCGCGACGACGUUGCUCUUUGGGACCCGUCACAGAUUCCCGUGUACGGCUAUGGUUAUGUCCUCGACGACAAGUGGCUCAUCGACUUUCACGCCAAUGAAAUCAGGGGUCAAGAUCAUUUAUUACCCAUUCAGAAGACUCUGUCCGCUAUGAGCUUGAUAGCGACGCGUCUACAUUCGAUGGGUACUUAUUUCGUUCUCAUCAAGGAGGAACCCAGGGAAUGGGCUACCUGUUUCGUUUCUGGUUUGAAUUUCAACAAGACGAGAGCGUUGGACACAACACGCGUCGAGAAGCUCAAACGCGCUAUCGGCACGGAUGAAGAGCCGAAGUGGUAUCCUGUCCACUGUUCUGACGACCAUUGAGAUACCAAUGCUUAUCCUCUAGACACAUCCUUCGUACCACGCACUUAGGUGGACGAUAACUCCUCCAUUACUCCGAGUUCAUAUCUUGAUACCCCAUCUUUUUUGACCGUCCUUUGUAUACUAUUUGUUUUCGAAUGAGUUUCGUGUACUCAAAGAUAGGAUCUAUACUCACAUGUCAAUGAGUCGCACAAAUGAAGAGAUACCAUACUA